Messenger RNA from Diachasma alloeum, 1193 nucleotides. Its product is annotated as prostaglandin reductase 1. Gene Ontology annotation, biological process: prostaglandin metabolic process. Gene Ontology annotation, molecular function: 2-alkenal reductase [NAD(P)H] activity; 15-oxoprostaglandin 13-reductase [NAD(P)+] activity. Bases 39 to 1112 code for a protein of 357 amino acids. The record is from RefSeq and is a predicted model, not a curated record. Gene Ontology annotation, cellular component: cytoplasm. Lineage: Eukaryota; Metazoa; Arthropoda; Insecta; Hymenoptera; Braconidae. The transcript has 4 exons.
UAUCACGAAAAUACAGAGUGAAAGAGAGUGUGUGCAGUAUGGCGUUGAAGCUCAUUCUGGAGAGUCGGAAUUAUUCGGUUGGGGCCAUGGGAAUAGCGAAGAAAUGGGUUGUCGUUAAGCAUUUUGAAGGAGAGCCCAAGCCAUCGGACUUGAAGAUCGUUGAGGAAGAACUGCCGCCGAUAAAGGAUGGAGAGUAUCUGACUCAAGCAGAAUACAUAUCAGUCGAUCCCUACCAGCGCAGAUACAUCACGAAGUUCCCCGUAGGAAUAACGAUGAUUGGCUCUCAGGUCGCGCGGAUAAUUGAAUCGAAGAAUCCGGAUUAUCCGGUGGGGAAGAGAGUCGUUGGAUGGCUGGGGUGGAGGACCCACACUAUUCUCGAUGGAAAGGAAUUCUCUGGCGCCGCUCUUGUCAAUCAAAUUCCGUACAUUCUUCCCGAGUUGGGGGGCCUCCCCCCGUCGCUUGCACUGGGGGUUGCGGGGAUGCCAGGAAAUACUGCAUAUUUCGGCCUGCUGGAGGCAUGCAAUCCCAAGGCAGGUGAGACCCUAGUGGUGACUGGAGCUGCUGGAGCCGUCGGCUCCCACGCCGGGCAAAUCGGGAAGAUAAAGGGCAUGAGAGUGAUCGGAAUAGCCGGAUCCGACGAGAAAUGUCGAUGGCUGACUGAAGAACUGGGCUUCGACCAUGCGAUAAAUUACAAAACCGGAAAUGUCGGGGAGGAACUGAGGAAAGCAGCUCCAGAAGGCGUUGAUUGCUUCUUCGACAAUGUGGGUGGACAGAUAUCCAGCACAAUCAUCUACCAGAUGAAGCUGAUGGGGCGUGUCUCGGUGGUCGGCAGUAUUUCUUCCUACAACGACGACGAGAGGGACAUCGCGACCCUUCCGAAGGCGACGAUAAUCCAACCUGGCCUGGUGACGGGCCAACUGACGGUCCGAGGGGUUCGCGUGGUCUACUGGCUCGACCGCUGGAUGGAGGGCAUCAGCCAGAACCUCCAGUGGAUUAAAGAGGGAAAGCUCAAGUACAGGGAGACCGUCACUGAUGGAUUUGAAAGCACGUUCAAAGCCUUCACUGGAAUGUUGAAAGGAGAAAACGUGGGGAAAGCCAUUGUUAGAGUUUGAAAAGCCUCUCUAAAUGAGGAAAAUUAAUUGUUCAUCGUUUCUGUGUUUAUAUCUUUGGAAAUAAAAAAAUAUUUUGGAUAA